This is a messenger RNA of Priapulus caudatus, 2272 nucleotides long. RefSeq names its product CCR4-NOT transcription complex subunit 4-like. Gene Ontology annotation, molecular function: RNA binding; metal ion binding; ubiquitin-protein transferase activity. NCBI's taxonomy places the organism in Eukaryota, Metazoa, Priapulida, Priapulimorpha, Priapulimorphida, Priapulidae. The record is from RefSeq and is a predicted model, not a curated record. Gene Ontology annotation, cellular component: CCR4-NOT complex. The transcript has 2 exons. Gene Ontology annotation, biological process: protein ubiquitination. Bases 27 to 1676 code for a protein of 549 amino acids.
AGAAGUUCUGCUGUGCGCCUUACACAAUGUCUGGAGGUGAAGAUUGUGUGGAGUGUCCACUAUGUAUGGAACCAUUAGAAAUCGACGAUGUGCACUUUUUUCCGUGCACUUGUGGAUAUCAAAUAUGCCGCUUUUGCUGGCAUAGAAUUAGGACAGAUGAAAAUGGAUUAUGUCCAGCAUGUAGAAAAGCAUACCCAGAAGACCCAGCACUAUACAAACCGCUUACACAAGAGGAGCUGCACAAGAUAAAGUCACAAAAAAAGCAGAAAGAUAUUCAAAGAAAACAGAAAAUAUCAGAAAACCGCAAGCAUUUAGCAAGUGUACGGGUCGUGCAAAAAAAUCUGGUCUUUGUAGUUGGACUGUCGCAGAGGCUAGCUGACGCGGAAGUCUUAAAAAAACAUGAGUAUUUUGGAAAAUUUGGCAAGAUAAUGAAGGUGGUGGUAAAUAAUAGCACAUCAUAUGCAGGUUCACAAGGCCCAAGUGCAAGUGCAUACGUAACAUACUACAGGGCAGAGGAUGCUCUACGAGCCAUACAGUCGGUUAAUAAUGUGUUUGUAGAUGGUAAGACAUUGAAAGCAUCGCUUGGCACAACUAAAUACUGCUCCCACUUCUUGCGCAAUUCACAGUGCCCAAAGCCUGACUGCAUGUACCUUCAUGAACUUGGCGAUGAAUCUGCAAGUUUUACGAAAGAAGAAAUGCAGCAGGGCAAGCAUCAGGAAUAUGAGAUGAGGCUGCAUGAAGCUCUGUUUGGACAGCCUGUUGAGAAACGCAAGGGCUCAAAAUCGUCCAUCUCUCCUCUUAGCUACCAGCACGAGACCUGGCCCUCCGUUGCGCAGCAUCAAGCAGACAAGCAGCAAAUUUUGGCAGAGUCAAAUAGGCAGAGUCCAUCACCGGUUGCAUCGUUAAAUCAGCUAGACAUGCACCUGGCUAACAUGAUGGGCAAUGCCUGCUCGAUCGGCAGAGAUCGACACACGUCAGGCGGGAGCGAUUCGGGAGAAUAUUUCCACCAGGGAUUGGAGAAGGUACACAACCCGGGCUUCAACUCACCAACAAUGGAAUUGCUGCAGCAAAGCAUACAGGCGCGACCGAUGGACAACGACUCCAUAUGGCCCGGCUUUGGGAAGGAGCAGGCACGUGCAACAGCUUUUCGUGACACUUCUCCUCACGGUGUGCCUAGGAUGCAGCAUGCUCCGAACGAGAUGGUCAGUGCGAGUCGUUCUAGGACGUCUAAUGCAUCUGCUGAAGUACCUGGUUCGCCGGCAUCUUUGCCCGACAUCAAGUCGCCCAAAAAUAAUUCCGUGUUACACAACAAGCAAAUGCAAACAGAGGAUAGCAUAGAAGGACUCAUCGGAUGGUCGGAAUCCUCGACAGCGCUCGCACAGUUGAUAGAAAAAACGACGGGCGUCAAUCCAUAUCAGCGUGGGUGUGGCGGCAACGUUGUGAGGGCACCCCCUGGUUUUACCACGCCAUCAUUUGAUAUAAGCCACGUGCCUACGACGACAAUACGGGCUCCUCCAGGGGUGGCACUCUCAGUCAUCCGACAUCCACCCAACCUAGCUAACCUGACGAGACUCAUGCAGAGCGAUCAUGCAUCGAAUGACCAGAUGUGGUCACUCAAGGAAAACCUGAGGAGUCAAAGAAAUGCAAUACAACUGUACUCCCAUGCUUACCAGUAAAUUCACUGUUAUAGUGUGUCUACUUCAUACAUUGGAUUACAAUGAUGUAACUGUAUAUAAGAUAUGCCAGUUUGAAAAGUGCUAAAUAUCGCUAAAAUGUAAAACUAUCGUUUGAACAAAAACGAGAGAAUCUUGAUUUAUCUCAAUGCUAAUAUAUAACAGUUGUUCAUUAGGCCAAGUUAUGCAGUUGUCACAUUCAACAGGAAGGAGGGUUUCUAUUGAAGUUAUUUUAUGUGUGCAGCAUUAAUGAUGCAGUAUUCUAUAUUCAUUUUAAUUUUACUAAGCACAGCGUAACCUAUAGGUUGCACUGUACAUGGCCCGUUCCAAGUGUAUCAUCUCUUGUUUAUUGCAUGGAAAGUUGACAUAAAUUAAUAUAGCUAUUGAGGCGUAUGCAAGAGCAAUAGGUAAUGUUGCAUCAAAUAAGCCAUUGCAUGCAGUGUUAAUCAGUUAUCAACUGAAAUUAUAUUAAAAUUUAAUAGACAAACAAGGAUUUUACGAAUGAAUGAAUGAUCUAGCCUGACAAAUCAACCAAACUAUAAAUCCUGACAAGAUGACUGUCAACUUCAAUAAAACCUGUUGGAAAUGGAUAUAUUAAA